Messenger RNA from Miscanthus lutarioriparius, 396 nucleotides. NCBI's taxonomy places the organism in Eukaryota, Viridiplantae, Streptophyta, Magnoliopsida, Poales, Poaceae. The record is from the annotation of a GenBank genome assembly.
AUGGCGGCGGCGAGGAACCUGCUUCUGAGGCACCUCCGCUUGGCGGCGGCCCCGUCAGCGGCGUCCGUGAGGCCGACGGCGUCGCUGCAGGAGGCCCUGUGGGGGCGGCGGUGGAUGUCUUCGGAGGAUGCCAAGGGCUCUUUCCUGGACAAGAGCGAGGUCACUGAACGCAUCAUCAAGGUCGUCAAGAGCUUCCCGAAGAUCGACGACCUCUCCAAGGUGACACCAGAUGCCCAUUUCAAGAAUGAUCUUGGCCUUGACAGUUUGGAUGCAGUGGAGGUUGUCAUGGCCCUUGAAGAGGAAUUCAGAUUCGAGAUACCUGACAAUGAAGCUGACAAGAUUGACUCCAUCAAAGUUGCAGUUGACUUCAUUGCCUCGCACCCACAAGCGAAAUGA